Molecule: messenger RNA, 2608 nt
Organism: Syngnathus typhle (broad-nosed pipefish)
Lineage: Eukaryota; Metazoa; Chordata; Actinopteri; Syngnathiformes; Syngnathidae
Gene: ss18
Product: SS18 subunit of BAF chromatin remodeling complex
Exons: 11
Coding region: 102-1241 (379 amino acids)
Biological process (GO): positive regulation of transcription by RNA polymerase II
Cellular component (GO): nucleus
Molecular function (GO): transcription coactivator activity
Source: RefSeq, a predicted model, not a curated record
UGUGUUCAAUCAUCGGAGUUGUGUAGUACAGAUUUGCCAAGUGUGCGCGCGACUUUUUGCGGUUUAUGAUCACGGUCAUAUAAUUCACCUCCGGUAUCACCAUGUCGGUGGCGUUCGUACCUCACAGACAGCGUGGCAAGGGUGAUAUUACCCCCGCUGGAAUACAAAAGCUACUUGACGAAAAUAACCAUUUGAUUCAGAGUAUUAUGGACUUCCAGAGCAAGGGCAAAACAACAGAGUGUUCACAGUAUCAACAAAUACUGCACAGAAAUUUAGUGUACCUGGCCACAAUAGCAGACUCUAAUCAGAACAUGCAGUCUCUUCUACCAGCACCACCCACUCAAAACAUGCCGAUGGGCCCCGGUGGGAUGAACCAAAGCGGAGGUCCGUCUCAGCCCAGUCACGGUCACAACAUGCCCUCCGAGGGGAUGGUGGGCUGCGGGCCACCUGCCCCGCACAUGCAGAACCAGAUGAACGGACAAAUGCCUGGGCCCAAUCACAUGCCCAUGCAGGGCCCCGGUCCAGGCCCCAACCAGCCCCCCAACAUGCCCGCCGGCUCUAUGAACAUACCCCCGAGCAGCCACGGAUCCAUGGGCGGUUACAACCACGCCGUCCCUUCGUCGCAGGGCAUGCCGGCACAAAGCCAGAUGAACAUGACGCAAGGCCAGCCCAUGGGCAACUACGGGCCACGACCCAGUAUGAACAUGCAGCCCAAUCAAGGCCCCUUGAUGCACCAGCAGCCUCCCCCCCAGCAGUACAACAUGCCUCCCGGCGGGGGCGGCCAGCACUACCAAGGCCAGCAGAACCCCAUGGGCAUGAUGGGCCAGGUGAACCAGGGCAAUCACGUCAUGGGGCAGAGGCCCAUGCCCCCGUAUAGACCGCCGCAGCAAGGACCCCCUCAGCAGUACCCAGGGCAGGAAGACUACUAUGGGGACCAGUACAGUCACGCAGGACAGGGAGCCUCUGAAGGGAAUGCCCAGUACGGCCAACAGCCAGAGGCCUAUCAGCAAGGCCCCCCACAGCAGCAGGGUUACCCACCUCAACAGCAGUACCCAGGUCAGCAGGCCUACCCGCCACAGCAGCAGGGCUACGGGCCUUCCCAGAAUGCUCCGGGACAGUACCCCAACUACCCCCAGGGGCAGGGGCAGCAGUACGGCGCCUAUCGCCCCCCUCAGCCUGGACCCCCGCAGGCCCAGCAGCAGCGCCCUUACGGCUACGACCAGGGGCACAUGAGGAAAUAAAGGCCCGGGGAUUUGAACCCCCUGACUAGCUCUAUAAGAAGCAAAGGGCCAGUAUGGAAAUUACCAGCAAUGAAAAACGCCCACACAGAUGAUAUGAGUCACAGCAGCACAAACAAACACGGAAAAAAAAAACCUCAAAUCCAUUCCCCUCCCUAUUUUGGGCUCAUAAACAUUUCAACCUCCCCUCCCCCUUUUUUUGUGGUCCAGUACGUCUCAAAGCGGCAGUGCCUUAAAGAUGGAGCUGCCUUAUCCUUGAGCAUUACGUCGACUGCACGCCAGAGUUUUUUUUUUUUUUUUUUUUCCUUCACAGACGAUUCAAAAGUGGUUCUACUGUGGUUCAUGCUUCGGAUCCCUGUUAACAAGAAGCAAUAAUGGCAGCAGUAGGUGGAAAGUGUAUGUAAAAGGCUAGAGGGGCACGGCCUAGACUUUGGAGUCUACACGUGCCCGCACAGGUACACGUCUCGAUGUAUGUGAUGAUGUAAAAAAAAAAAAUCUAUUUUAUUCUUUUGUAGAGACAUGAAUUUGUAUAAGACAUUGGAAGCUAGUACUAAGUUGUGUGUCAACAAUGUUUAUUUUUUGGGGGGGGAGGGUUAUCCAGCACAUUGUUGUUGUUACGAACUGAACCAUUCAAACGAUUUGCAAUUGCUUUCCUCAAAUUGUAAUUAGGAGGAAAGCAAACUUGCCAUUAGAACGUGUUUUUAUAUAGAAAACAAAAGACAUUUGCUGUACUAAAUAAACUGUGCCAACUUCGGUGGUGAAGAGAAUAAAAAACAAGAUGAUGUCUUUUGCCACAAUUUGACAGGAUGUGGCCAAAGGUGUGCUUGGGUGUGUCGAGCCCAAGGGAGCGUACUCAAGUAGAACGGCCAGCCUGAAAAGAAAAAAAAAAAUAAAGAAAAAUUAUGAGAAACUUGCUAGCAUGAAGUAGGGACGAGAAAUCCGUUAACGGGAUAAGAAUAACACGAUACGAGUCUUUCCUUUCAGUUUGGCCUCAUUCUCCUUCAAAUGGAAGAAAUCGUAGUUCCUUCCGCUAUAUUACGACUAGCAAUGCUGGAAUGUUUUCCUUCAUCGGAGUACGUGCGUAGGCUGUCGUCUUUUAAGUAGUGUCGUACGUGAAUGUUAACGGCUGUCACAUCAUGUAAGAUAAGAAGUAAAACGUAAUGUUCAUGUCCAGUUUCAUGGCUGCUUGUGCAGUUUCUGUUCACCGGCUUUUUUGCUGGCGAGAGGGCAACACCGGCCUCUCCUAUUGUUUCUACACACUAUGGCUGUUUUGAAAUAUUUUGCAUUCCCAUCCACACGGCGUUCACAUUUGUGUCAUGGUAAUGUUAUACUGUACAUUCUGAUAAUAAAUUGGAGGAAUCUUCAAUGUA